Molecule: messenger RNA, 1548 nt
Organism: Lodderomyces parapsilosis
Lineage: Eukaryota; Fungi; Ascomycota; Pichiomycetes; Serinales; Debaryomycetaceae
Exons: 1
Coding region: 1-1548 (515 amino acids)
Source: RefSeq, a predicted model, not a curated record
AUGGCGCCUGAUCAAACUAGUCAGGUUGAUGUUCCCAAUCUACUAGAUACCCUAUUCGAAGAGGUGACAUUGCCAGACCCCACAAAACCAGAACCUAACCUACGACUAUACCCAGAAAUUAUUUUGCAAAAGUCAGAAAAGGGAAACAAGCUAUAUGCCUCCUUUCAAAGAUAUUCCCCUCAGUUUAUCAAGGAAGUUGAAGAAACGGAUAAGAAACAGGUAUUGCGAUGGCGAAACUCAAAUAUAGAAUCAGUACAACAAAUAAUACUUGAUAGUUGGAUAGCACAAAAUUCAGGCAUGAGUUCAGUCAGUGAUCGAGAUAAUUUCAAAUUGACAAAGUCAGUACUGACGACAGGUCGGGCUAAUAAGCUUUUCGUUUGGUCAUCCAGUGAUUCGUACAUUCAAGAGAAAAAGAGGCAAUUGCAACUGCGGAAAAGCACGGAGGGAAAGCCAUCAUCACAAUCGCACAAACCUAGUGCUCCAGCUGAAGACAAACCAGUUGAAACCGAUGCAAAGUUCUCAACUUUGCAAAGUGAAUUGCAUUUGCGUUUAUCAACUGAGAAAGUAAACAAUAAAUUGUCGAAAAGUAUUGAAAUUGAAGCCAAUAAAUUCAUUCACGCAAGAAUACAAAAGAUACGAGACCACCAUAGUGAACAAAUGAUGAAGCAGAUAAAUGAGCGGAAAAGAAAAGACCAUGAAAUUUAUUUACAGAGACUUAAAUUGAAGGAAGAGGAGUAUGAAAAGUCCAUAAGGCAAGAUCAAGAUCAAGAUCAGGUAGGUACAAAGAAGCUGAACUUUUUUGAAACCUUGUUUGGACUUGGGGGUAGUACAGUGCCACCAAACACUGAUGAUGAGAAUGUCACCCCUGCCAAUAGCACCACUUCAAAAAACACUCCUAAGUCUUCAAAGAGUAAACGUACAACUUUAUUUGGGAUGCAGUCAUUGUUUUCUAGCAGUAAUGGUUCAAAGAAACGAGUAGAUAAGACAACCAUGUUUGAUGCUGAGGAUAAAUCUGAUAGUCAAUCGAUUGUCGACUUUAACCUUGAUCAUUCCGCGACAUUUGCGUCUGAGGAGCCCGAAGAGCAACGAAAUUCACCAUCCAUGAGUGACUCUUGGCGUCCGAAAAGUCCAAGAAACCAAGAGAUGAAUAUACCAUUAUUUAACGUGGACGAAUUAGAGUCAUUGGAGUUGAAACGAUCGCCACAGAAAUCAGGUAACUCCAAGCCUAGCGGAUCCAGAGCCAAUGGGCAUAGCAUAGGCACCAACGAAGAAGAUGGUUCUGACGACGAAUUUACCGAGUUUACUGCAGCCACAUCAGAUUGUUAUCUGACGUCGUCGCCACCCCCUCUGACCCUUGCAUCGGCCCCAAAGUUAUCGCAUAACUUCUUUUCCGUCGAAAAAGCCAAUGCUAAUGCUACACCAGCAACUUCAGGGAACGAAUUGAUUGAUUUGUUUGAUACAAAAGAACUGCGACCAUCAUCACUGGAGAUCAAUUCACCGACACCUUCCCAGUUGCAUUCUAAUAUGGAUAACUUGUUAGAUUUGUAG